This is a messenger RNA of Erpetoichthys calabaricus (reedfish), 3647 nucleotides long. Its product is annotated as ribosome quality control complex subunit NEMF-like. The transcript has 32 exons. The record is from RefSeq and is a predicted model, not a curated record. Gene Ontology annotation, cellular component: RQC complex. Gene Ontology annotation, biological process: rescue of stalled cytosolic ribosome; ribosome-associated ubiquitin-dependent protein catabolic process. Bases 44 to 3244 code for a protein of 1066 amino acids. Gene Ontology annotation, molecular function: tRNA binding; ribosomal large subunit binding. NCBI's taxonomy places the organism in Eukaryota, Metazoa, Chordata, Cladistia, Polypteriformes, Polypteridae.
CAAAGCGCAUGCGCUGCAUGUUGUACGUUGUGGCACCGCCAAGAUGAAGUCCCGUUUCAGCACGAUCGACAUUCGUGCAGCGAUCGCCGAACUAAGGAACAGCCUCCUUGGCAUGAGAGUCAACAAUGUCUACGACAUAGAUAACAAGACCUACCUCAUUCGACUCCAAAAACCCGAAUUCAAGGCUGUGUUGCUGAUCGAAUCUGGAGUCCGAAUCCAUACAACUGAGUUUGAAUGGCCCAAGAACUUAAUGCCAUCUGGGUUUGCGAUGAAGUGCCGUAAGCAUCUCAAGACUCGUCGUCUGGUUUCCGUGGAUCAACUCGGUGUGGACAGGAUUGUUGAUUUCCAGUUUGGCUCUGAUGAAGCAGCCUACCAUCUAAUAGUAGAGCUUUAUGACAGGGGUAACAUUGUCCUGACAGACCAUGAAUACAUCAUUCUGAACCUGCUGAGAUUCCGCACUGCUGAGGCUGAAGAUGUCAAGUUUGCUGUGCGAGAACGGUAUCCAGUGGAAAAUGCCAAGGGGCCAGAACCUCUGCUGGAGCUGGAUAGGCUUACUGAAAUUCUGUCAAAAGCACAAAUGGGUGACCAGCUGAAGAGGAUCUUGAACCCUCAUCUUCCCUAUGGCGCAUCCCUAAUAGAACACUGCUUGAUUGAAGUGGGCUACUCUGGCAAUGUUAAAGUGGAUGCACAAUUUGACAUCUCCCAAGAAGCUCCAAAAGUGCUAGGUGCCCUGCAGAAGGCUGAAGAAUUCAUGGAUAUAACCUCUAAAUUCUCUGGAAAGGGUUUUAUAAUUCAAAAGCGAGAAAAGAAGCCAAGCUUGGAACCGGACAAACCCCCAGAAGAACUACUUACCUUUGAAGAGUUUCACCCAUUCUGCUUCUGCCAGUUCUCAAAGAGCCCUUUUGUGGAAUUUGAGUCUUUUAAUAAGGCAGUAGAUGAAUUUUAUUCCAAAAUGGAAAGUCAGAAGAUUGACAUAAAGACACUACAGCAAGAGAAACAAGCCUUGAAGAAGCUGGAAAAUGUCCGCAAGGAUCACCAGCAAAGGUUGGAGGCCCUCCACCAGGCCCAGGAACAUGACCGUCUGAAAGGGGAGCUGAUCGAAAUGAACCUCCCUGUGGUAGAGAAGGCUAUCCAGGUAGUGUGCAGUGCUCUGGCCAACCAAGUGGACUGGACAGAGAUUGGACAAAUCGUAAAGGAGGCACAAGCCCUGGGUGAUCCUGUAGCCUGUGCCAUCAAAGAGCUGAAACUGAACAUGAACCAGAUAACAAUGUCACUCAGGGAUCUGUAUGCCUCUUCUGAUAGUGAGGGCAAUGAGGAAGAGGUGAAUGAAAUGGAAGAAGAGGAAGAGAAGAGCAGCAAAAAGAAGAAGAAGAAGAAAAACAAAGGCCGGCAGCAACAGAAAAAUCAGAUUCAACGGAAUAAGCCUGUAAUGAUUGACAUCGACCUCAGUCUGUCUGCUUACGCCAAUGCCAAAAAAUACUAUGAUCACAAGAGAUAUGCUGCUAAGAAGGAGCAGAAGACUGUGGAAGCAGCGGAAAAGGCUUUUAAAUCGGCAGAGAAAAAGACAAAGCAGACAUUAAAAGAAGUCCAGACAGUGUCCACUAUCCAGAAGGCCAGAAAAGUCUAUUGGUUUGAAAAGUUCCUCUGGUUUAUCAGCUCUGAAAACUACCUCAUCAUCGCAGGUCGAGACCAACAACAGAACGAGAUGAUAGUCAAGCGCUACCUCAAGCCAGGUGAUAUCUACGUCCACGCUGAUCUCCAUGGUGCUACCAGCUGUGUGAUCAAAAACCCUUCAGGGGAGCACAUUCCUCCACGCACAUUGACAGAAGCUGGCACAAUGGCUGUAUGCUACAGCGCUGCCUGGGAUGCCAAAGUCAUCACAAGUGCUUGGUGGGUCCACCAUCACCAGGUGUCCAAGACGGCACCCACUGGAGAGUACUUGACCACUGGAAGUUUUAUGAUAAGAGGUAAGAAGAACUUCCUUCCCCCAUCAUAUCUGAUGAUGGGCUUCAGCUUUCUCUUCAAGGUGGAGGAAUCCUGUGUUUGGCGGCAUAAAGGAGAGAGGAAGACCAAGUGUGUGGAGGACGAUGGGGAGACGGUGGAUAGCACUUCAACAGAGAUGGACACAGAGCUUCUUGGUGGUGACAGCAGCAGCGAGGAGGACAUGGAUGAGCAGGAGCCACAGAAAAGUAUGCCAGAGGACAGAAGUGAACAGCACUUACCAGUUCAUCAGGAGGAGAAUGAGAAUGAGGAGGAAGUGGAAGAAGAAGUGGAAGUGGAAGAGGAGUUCGACACGCCUCCCCAGGCUGGAGAAUCCCAGAAAGGCGACAACAUUAGCUUUCCAGACACCAGCAUUGAACUGCCACACCUGCGGCCUCAGAGGCCCCUUCAGACUACAAAGUCCUCAAAGACGGAGGCAGCACUGCAGGAUGACACCUCAAUGUCUGGAAGAAAGUACAUGUCAGCAAAGGAGCGCAGGGAAAUGAAGAAGAAACAGCAGCAGCAGAGUGUGUCUGAACCUCCAGCAGUGCCCCCUGAAAGUGGGCAGAGUGACUCCAAGAGCAAUGCAUCCCAGCAGCCAUUGAAACGAGGCCAGAAGAAUAAACUAAAGAAAAUGAAAGAGAAAUACGGAGAUCAAGAUGAAGAGGACCGGGAGCUCCGCAUGAAACUUCUGGGGUCUGCAGGACCCAGCAAAGAAGAGAAAUCAAAGAAAGGGAAAAAAGGAAAGACGAGAGAUGAACAGCAAAGCCGACCGGCACAGAACAAAGGGUCACAACAGGGGACCUCUGGCAAGGACCAUCCUGGCAAAGUGGCACAAAAAAGAACAUCUGGCGAGGAGCUGGCUAAUCACGUUCAAGCUCUGAGUCUGGACAGUGUGGCAAAUGAACUGGACAAGGAGCUGGAAGACCAGGACCAGGAAGUGCAAGGACAAGAGGAGGGAGAGACGCUGCUAGAUGCACUGACCGGUCAGCCACACCCAGACGAUGAGCUGCUCUUUGCCAUUCCUGUGUGUUCCCCCUACUCGGCCUUAGUAAAUUACAAAUACAAAGUCAAACUGACCCCUGGAACUCAGAAGAAAGGCAAAGCUGCCAAAACAGCAGUGCACAGCUUUAUGCACGCCAAGGAUGCCUCACCUCGAGAGAAGGAUUUGUUCCGCAGUGUAAAGGACACCGAUCUAUCCCGAAACAUACCAGGGAAGGUGAAAGUUUCAGCACCCAAUCUUUUGGCAGUUAAGAAGAAGUAAGCUGGCUUUUGGCAUCAAGAAUUGAAGGCAACGGAUUAAAACGCAUUUGAUCAGGCGGAGUGGGCAGCCUCCUGGAACUUGGGACUGAAAAAGUGAAGAUCACCCAAUGCCUAAAUUAAGAGACAUAGCUCAGAACUUACUUCAUACCAUGACUUUAAUGUGAGUCACAUAAUUUGCACUCUUUCUCUCAGACGUUUGCUAUAAAAGGCACUUUUACUGCUUUGAAAUAACGAGUUUCAAAUUUAGGGGGUGCUUAAGCCCAACCGAUUACAUAUAAAACACACAAGCAGCAGAAAGUGGUUUGAUGGCAGUCCACUAUCUUGCUUAACUUGGAGCUGGUUUAUCAACUGCAACAGGGCUGCUUCUUGACAUUUUUAAUAAAUAAAUAAAAAAAAAAAACAAA